AUGAACCAGACAAAGGUCACUGGGGAGGAAAAAUCCACAGAAAGAAGAGCGGAAGCAGUGGCAGCAUCACAGCUGGAUGCUACCACCAGCGGAACAAACGAGCAGGAUAAAAAUGUAAACCUGGCCCAAGUGGAAGAUGGAAACAUAAAGGUCACCGAAGAGAAUUUGGCUGAACUGGGACUGGAUGACCUUUCAUUGGACGAUAAGACCGCAGGUGAUGACCUUUGGGCAACUCCAAUGGUCUCAGACGAAUCGAACGAGUCCUACUUCACGGAUGAUGAAGCAACGAUGAAUAUGUCUUUUCAAACUGCCAUGAAGGAAGCUGACCGGGCUGAAGGUAUGAUACCAUUCAAGGACAUACCGGAGCACCUCAUUGAACGGACAAAAACUGGAAAGGUCAUCAGUGUACGACCACCGUCACCGAACAGUCCCACGUCAACUUUGAGGAGACGUGUCAGUGAAUUGGAAAAUGAACUUGAAGUCAAUGAACGUCAAGCGGAUAAGCGAAAACAGGAAUAUCGGGAAAGACUGACGACACUUGAAGCACGCCUGUUCGAUCUGGAGCAGCAACAGGGUGACCUUCAAAGUGCCGCAGACGUUAGUGACCUUAAUGAGAGCAUGUCCGAAGAAUCAGCGGAAAGGUCACGGCACUUAGCCGAAUUGAAGGAUGAAUGUGACUCACUGAAACUUAAGGUCACCGAAGCGGAAGCCAAGCGAGAUGAAUACGCGGCCAAACUCGUCGACGCUACUCAACGAUUGUUGACAAACACCAAUGAGGUGUUUAAGCUGAGAAACGAAUUGAAGUUACGGGACGAGAACAUCGGAACCCUUCAAAAAGAAUCACAGGAUCAUCAGAGGAGAGCCGACGACGCUGUCAAAGUGGCUAAGGACCUGAGGGAGCUUACAGCCACUGAAGGUGUGCGGUUGAAGAACGAAAUUAAGCAGGUGAUGGAAGAGAACAAGUCGUUGAAAGAAGAUGUUCAAAAGGUCACCGAAGAGAAUACCGAGUUGAAAAAGACUGCUAAGACAAUUGCCGAGCAAGGCAUGAGGUGGGAACACGAGGCACACCUCCUGGAUGAAAAGGUCACGGUACUUGAAUUGAAAGAUAAGGAGUGGCAACAAUCAGUCCACCAGAAGACGCAGGAGAUUAUCAAGCUCAACACGGAGCUGAUUGAUAUGACCCAAACGGUGAUGACAAGAGAAGAUGAGGUCACCCAGACGAAAAACCAACUGAAAGCAGCAGUCGAGGAAUACACGAAGCUGGAAAGGGAUGUGACCCAGUUGGCGGAACACAUUAAAAAGGUGGAGAAUGACACUGAAAAGGUCAUUCAGGAGAAGACUUUCCAACUCCACCAACAUAUGUUAAAGGUCAAGGAGGAGAAUCAGAACUUGAAAACGGAGAAAGAGGAAGUCCAGUUGAAAGUCCGUCGCCUUGAGGAUGAGAAUAAGGCGCUUGUUAUGUCUAAUAAGCACAAAGAUGAACAGCUUCUGCAAUAUGGACCAGCGCAGUCAAAGGACCGGCGAAGACCUGGUUCGAAGGAGAGAGAGAAAUCGCACUCCAAGAAGAAACGGAAUACACCAUUACAGAAUGGAUGGCCAAGUUUAAAGAUGAAUAUGGAGACCGUGACGAGGAAGUUCUUGGCUUACGAGAAGCCAUGGCAAGGAAAUUUGACCUCGGAAAGGAAUCGCUUGAUCAGUUUUAUCAAGCGAUUAUGA
Molecule: messenger RNA, 1716 nt
Organism: Paramacrobiotus metropolitanus
Lineage: Eukaryota; Metazoa; Tardigrada; Eutardigrada; Parachela; Macrobiotidae
Product: rho-associated protein kinase 2-like
Exons: 3
Coding region: 1-1716 (571 amino acids)
Source: RefSeq, a predicted model, not a curated record